Molecule: messenger RNA, 1410 nt
Organism: Suncus etruscus (white-toothed pygmy shrew)
Lineage: Eukaryota; Metazoa; Chordata; Mammalia; Eulipotyphla; Soricidae
Gene: SLC52A3
Product: solute carrier family 52 member 3
Exons: 6
Coding region: 1-1410 (469 amino acids)
Biological process (GO): riboflavin transport
Cellular component (GO): plasma membrane
Molecular function (GO): riboflavin transmembrane transporter activity
Source: RefSeq, a predicted model, not a curated record
AUGGCCUUCCUCACCCAUCUGCUGGUCUGCACCUUCGGAAUGGGGUCCUGGAUGGCCAUCAACGGUCUCUGGGUGGAGCUGCCGCUGCUGGUAACAGAACUUCCCGAGAGCUGGUUUCUGCCCUCCUACCUCACGGUGAUCAUACAGUUGGCCAACAUUGGGCCCCUCCUGAUCACCGUGCUCCAUUAUUUUCGCCCCGGAUGCCUUUCUGAGGUGCCCGUGAUCUUCGCUGUGCUGGGCGUGGGCACUGUGGCCUGCAUUCUCUUCGCCUUUCUCUGGGAUACCACGUCCUGGGUGCUGGGCACCCAACACAGCAUUGCCUUCUUGGUCCUCACCUUCUUCCUGGCACUGGUAGACUGUACCUCCUCCGUCACCUUCCUGCCCUUCAUGAACCGCCUGGCCACCUGCUACCUCACCUCCUACUUCGUGGGUGAAGGGCUCAGCGGAUUCCUGCCCGCCAUAGUGGCUCUUGCCCAGGGCUCAGGCCUCACCACCUGUGUCAACGUCACAAUGCCUGCCAACUCCUCUAGUCCUAAGACCACCCUGAAGACCAGCAUCUCACAGGGAGAACCCUCCCCCAUACUUAGUGCACUUCCCACCAUCACCUCAGCAGUCUUCUCCAUGGAAAGCCGCUACCUCCCUGCUCACUUCUCACCCUUCAUCUUCUUUCUCCUGCUCACUGUCAUGAUGCUCUGCUGCCUGGUCGCCUUCUUCUUCCUUCAGCGAAAAUCCAUGCGCAGGGAAAACUCCACCCAAGACCUGUUCACCUCCCAAGUCACCCUCAACUCCAUUCGGCUGCGGGAAGACCAUGAGCCAGGGGCCCUGGGCCUGGCAGACUAUGACAACAAGAGCCAGGGGCACCUGGAGGAGAAAGAGCCCUUCACCACCUCGCUCCAGCUGACCUUCAUCUACAUACUGGUGGCCUUUAUAAAUGCACUAACCAAUGGGGUGCUGCCCUCCGUGCAGACCUACUCCUGUCUGUCCUACGGGCCCGUUGCCUACCACCUGUCUGCCACCCUCAGCUCCAUGGCCAACCCUCUCGCCUGCUUCAUCUCCAUGUACCUGCCCAACAGGUCCCUGCUAUUCCUGGGCAUCCUCUCCUUGCUGGGGACCAGCUUUGGGGCCUACAACCUGGCUAUGGCAGUGAUGAGCCCCUGCCCCCUUCUGCAGGGCCACUGGGGUGGAGAAGUUCUUAUCGUGGCCUCCUGGGUGCUCUUCAUUGGCUGCCUGAGCUAUGUCAAGGUGAUGCUGGGCGUGAUCCUGCGCGACCGCAGCCGCAGCGCCCUCUUAUGGUGCGGCGCGGCAGUGCAGCUGGGUUCGCUGCUUGGGGCGCUGCUCAUGUUCCCCCUGGUCAACGUGCUGCAGCUCUUUUCCUCUGCAGACUUCUGCAACCUGCAGUGCUCCGCCUAG